CUCGCAACAUCGCUGGCGGAGCGAGGGAGCUCACACGACACAGAUUUUGGGGCAAAGCCUUUCCAUCUGGACAGCACCAUGUCCACCAAAGCGGAGCAGUUUGCUUCCAAGAUCCGGUACUUACAGGAAUAUCAUAACCGGGUUCUCCACAACAUUUAUCCUGUACCUUCGGGAACAGAUAUUGCAAACACCCUGAAAUACUUUUCUCAGACCUUGUUAAGCAUUUUGUCCCGCACAGGGAAGAAGGAAAACCAAGAUGCCUCCAAUUUGACAGUGCCCAUGACCAUGUGUCUUUUUCCUGUGCCAUUCCCACUCACCCCAUCUCUAAGACCGCAGGUCAGUUCCAUCAACCCUACUGUUACUCGCUCCCUCCUUUACAGCGUCCUGCGAGAUGCUCCCUCUGAACGUGGCCUGCAAAGUCGUGAUGCUCACUUGUCAGACUACCCUUCUUUGGACUAUCAAGGCCUCUACGUGACUUUGGUGACUCUCCUGGAUCUAGUUCCUUUACUACAGCAUGGCCAACAUGAUCUUGGACAGUCGAUAUUUUAUACAACUACAUGUUUGCUACCCUUUCUCAAUGAUGAUAUUCUGAGUACUUUGCCCUACACGAUGAUAUCAACGUUAGCUACCUUCCCUCCAUUCCUGCACAAGGAUAUCAUUGAGUAUCUUAGCACAUCUUUUCUACCAAUGGCUAUAUUGGGUUCCUCAAGGAGAGAAGGCGUGCCUGCUCAUGUUAACCUCUCUGCGUCAUCCAUGCUAAUGAUUGCGAUGCAGUACACAUCCAACCCAGUGUAUCAUUGUCAGUUAUUGGAAUGUCUCAUGAAAUAUAAGCAGGAGGUCUGGAAAGAUCUUUUGUACGUGAUAGCCUAUGGGCCUUCACCGGUGAAACCUCCAGCUGUGCAAAUGCUAUUCCAUUACUGGCCCAAUUUAAAGCCUCCUGGGGCAAUAAGUGAAUACAGGGGCUUACAAUACACAGCUUGGAAUCCCAUCCAUUGCCAGCACACUGAAUGCCACAACGCAAUCAACAAGCCUGCUGUGAAGAUGUGUAUAGACCCUUCCCUGUCAGUAGCUUUGGGUGAUAAACCACCCCCAUUGUAUCUCUGUGAAGAAUGCAGCCAGAGGAUUGCAGGGGACCACAGUGAAUGGUUGAUUGAUGUACUUCUGCCACAAGCUGAAAUAUCUGCUAUAUGUCAGAAGAAGAACUGCAGUUCCCAUGUUAGAAGAGCAGUUGUCACCUGCUUUUCAGCAGGGUGCUGUGGUCGUCAUGGAAACAGGCCUGUGCGGUACUGCAAAAGAUGCCACUCGAAUCAUCACAGUAAUGAAGUGGGGGCCGCCUCAGAGACCCACCUCUAUCAGACCUCCCCUCCACCCAUCAACACUCGGGAGUGUGGUGCCGAGGAGCUUGUGUGUGCUGUGGAGGCUGUGAUUAGCUUGUUGAAAGAAGCUGAGUUCCAUGCUGAGCAGCGGGAGCAUGAGCUGAACCGCCGGCGGCAGCUGGGCCUCUCCUCUUCGCACCAUUCUCUGGAUAACACUGACUUUGAUAACAAGGAUGAUGAUAAACAUGACCAGCGGCUACUCAGUCAAUUUGGAAUAUGGUUCUUAGUAAGCCUCUGCACGCCCAGCGAGAACACGCCUACGGAAAGCCUGGCCAGGCUGGUGGCCAUGGUGUUUCAGUGGUUCCACUCCACCGCAUACAUGAUGGAUGAUGAAGUCGGAAGUUUGGUGGAAAAACUGAAGCCUCAGUUUGUCACCAAGUGGUUGAAGACAGUGUGUGAUGUCCGCUUUGAUGUCAUGGUCAUGUGCCUCCUUCCCAAACCAGUGGAAUUCGCCAGGCGGAUCGUAGGCUUCAGAUGUACAGCUGGCACCACCCCGUAUCUCUUGAAUACAAUCAAAAUGUUUGACAUUGAACUCUGUCCUCUACCUUUUUCAAUGGAAGAGAUGUUUGGCUUUAUUAGUUGUCGGUUCACAGGAUACCCUUCCUCUGUGCAGGAACAAGCUUUACUCUGGCUUCAUGUGUUAUCGGAAUUAGACAUCAUGGUUCCACUUCAACUAUUAAUAAGUAUGUUUUCUGAUGGGGUUAAUUCUGUCAAAGAACUGGCAAAUCAAAGAAAAUCAAGAGUCAGUGAACUGGCAGGGAACCUUCCAGCUCGAAGGGUGAGUGUUGCCUCUGAUCCUGGUCGACGAAUUCAGCACAAUAUGCUGAGCCCAUUUCAUAGUCCUUUUCAGAGCCCAUUUCGGAGUCCUAUGCGUAGUCCAUUUCGUAGCCCUUUCAAGAAUUUUGGACACCCAGGAGGAAGGACUAUUGACUUUGAUUGUGAAGAUGAUGAAAUGAAUCUAAAUUGUUUCAUCCUCAUGUUUGAUCUUCUCCUGAAGCAGAUGGAGUUACAAGAUGAUGGGAUCGCCAUGGGUUUAGAGCACAGCUUAUCAAAGGACAUUAUUUCCAUUAUAAACAAUGUCUUCCAAGCCCCCUGGGGGGGCUCUCACACCUGCCAGAAGGAAGAAAAAGCAAUUGAGUGUAACUUAUGUCAGUCUAGUAUUCUCUGCUAUCAGCUUGCUUGUGAACUUCUGGAGAGACUGGCUCCCAAAGAAGAAAGCCGGCUGGUGGAGCCCACAGACAGCCUUGAAGAUAGCCUCCUUUCUUCCAGACCAGAGUUUAUUAUAGGCCCUGAAGGUGAGGAGGAAGAGAAUCCAGCAGCCAAGCACGGGGAGAACCCAGGCCACCGCACUGAGCCCACGGAACAUGCUGCAAUAAAGAAUGAUACGGAAAGGAAGUUUUGCUAUCAACAGCUUCCAGUAACUUUGAGACUAAUAUACACCAUUUUCCAGGAAAUGGCCAAGUUUGAAGAGCCAGACAUUCUUUUUAAUAUGCUCAAUUGCCUGAAGAUUCUCUGUCUACAUGGAGAGUGUUUAUACAUUGCUAGAAAAGAUCAUCCUCAAUUUUUAGCCUAUAUUCAGGAUCAUAUGUUGAUUGCAAGCCUGUGGAGAGUUGUCAAGUCCGAGUUCUCCCAGCUAUCUUCAUUGGCAGUUCCUCUCCUUCUCCAUGCUCUGUCACUUCCUCAUGGUGCUGACAUCUUCUGGACAAUCAUAAACGGCAAUUUCAACAGCAAAGACUGGAAGAUGAGGUUUGAAGCAGUGGAAAAAGUUGCUGUAAUUUGUAGAUUUCUGGAUAUUCACUCAGUGACCAAAAACCAUCUACUGAAGUAUUCCCUGGCACAUGCCUUCUGCUGCUUUCUGACAGCUGUGGAGGAUGUCAACCCAGCAGUGGCCACCAGGGCUGGUCUCCUGCUUGACACCAUAAAGAGGCCAGCACUGCAGGGUCUGUGUCUUUGUCUUGACUUCCAGUUUGAUACUGUAGUUAAAGACCGACCCACAAUAUUGAGCAAGCUCCUACUCUUGCAUUUUCUUAAGCAAGAUAUUCCUGCUUUGAGCUGGGAGUUCUUUGUCAACAGAUUUGAGACACUUUCUUUGGAAGCUCAGCUGCAUUUGGAUUGUAACAAAGAAUUUCCUUUUCCUACAACGAUCACCGCUGUGAGGACCAACGUCGCUAACCUCAGUGACGCAGCCUUGUGGAAGAUCAAGCGGGCUCGUUUUGCCAGGAACCGCCAGAAGAGCGUGCGUUCGCUGAGAGACAGUGUGAAAGGGCCGGUGGAAUCCAAGAGGGCGCUUUCCCUCCCUGAGACCCUAACCUCCAAAAUUCGACAACAAUCUCCUGAGAAUGACAACACCAUCAAGGACCUGCUCCCAGAAGAUGCUGGGAUCGACCACCAGACAGUUCACCAGCUGAUUACAGUGCUCAUGAAGUUCAUGGCCAAGGAUGAGAGCAGCGCCGAGUCAGACAUCAGCAGUGCAAAGGCCUUCAACACAGUCAAGCGGCACCUGUACGUCCUACUUGGCUAUGACCAACAGGAAGGUUGCUUCAUGAUUGCACCUCAAAAAAUGCGCCUGUCAACAUGUUUUAAUGCAUUUAUCGCAGGAAUUGCCCAAGUUAUGGAUUAUAACAUUAACUUGGGAAAACACCUUCUUCCCCUGGUGGUUCAGGUGCUCAAAUACUGCUCUUGUCCUCAACUACGGCAUUAUUUCCAGCAACCACCUCGCUGUUCCCUCUGGUCCCUAAAACCGCAUAUCCGGCAGAUGUGGUUGAAGGCCUUGCUUGUCAUUCUUUACAAGUAUCCAUACCGAGACUGUGAUAUCAGCAAGGUCCUGCUGCAUCUGAUUCACAUAACAGUCAAUACACUCAAUGCCCAGUAUCAUAGCUGCAAGCCCCAUGCCACGGCAGGACCUUUGUACAGUGACAACAGUAACAUAAGCAGAUACAGCGAAAAAGAAAAAGAAGAAGAUAGUGUUUUUGAUGAAUCUGAUAUUCAUGAUACACCUACUGGACCCUGCAAUAAAGAGUCUCAAACUUUUUUUGCAAGAUUGAAAAGGAUAGGCGGCAGCAAAAUGGUGAAAUAUCAGCCGGUUGAGAUGAAUGUUCAGAGAAGUGAAAUAGAACUGGCUGAAUAUAGAGAAACGGGUGCAUUACAAGACAGCAUUCUACACUGUGUGAGAGAAGAAAGCAUUCAGAAAAAAAAGCUGCGCUCUUUAAAACAAAAAUCUCUUGAUAUAGGGAAUGCAGACUCCCUCUUGUUUGCACUAGACGAACACCGCAGGAAGUCCUGUGUUGACCGGUGUGACAUAGACAGACCUCCCCUCCAAGCUGCCUAUGUCACGCAAAGACAACAGGACCACGGACGCCCUAGACAGAAUUCUGCUACAAGGCCCGACAAUUCCGAAAUCCCUGAGAACCCAGCUCUGGAAGGUUUCCAAGAAACUCGAAGGCCUGUGAUACCAGAGGUUAGGUUAAACUGCAUGGAGACAUUUGAGGUGAAAGUUGAUUCUCCUAUUAAGCUUGCUCCUAAGGAGGAUUUAGAUCUGAUAGAUUUGUCCUCAGAUUCAACAUCGGGGCCUGAAAAACACUCUGUGCUCUCAACAUCUGACAGUGACUCUCUUGUGUUUGAACCUCUUCCCCCUCUCCGGAUAGUGGAGAGUGACGAGGAGGAGGAGACCAUGGACCAAGGACAGGAUGAUGCGUCUGGUCACCACGCUGCCUCUUCUCCCUCCGUCCCCAGCCACCCUUCUGUCUUCAGCCUGAGCACAACUCCCCUUGUGCAAGUAAGUGUGGAAGACUGUUCCAAAGACUUUUCUUCUAAGGACUCAGGAAAUAAUCAGUCAGCAGGUGACCAGGACUCCACUCUCAUAGCUCUGGAAGACCCCACGGACUCUGAGGAAUUAUCGAAGCCCGAGGAGCUGCAGGAACUUUCCUGUGGCAGCCCUCUCACACUUAAACAAAAACGGGACCUGCUUCAGAAGUCAUUUGCUCUCCCUGAGAUGUCCCUGGACGAUAACGCCGAGCCCAGCAUCCAGGAAGAGAAGCCCAGUGGGCUGAUGCCAAGUUCAGGGGCAAAAGCUGUCCUCCUCCAAGUCCCUGAAGAUGCUGAGAACCCAAUGGAAGGCGAGAAGCCCGAUACCAGUGCUGAAUCGGAUGCAGAGCAGACUCCUGAGAGGAAGGCAGACGAGGAAGGAGCAGAAGGAUCCGAAUUUAAGAUUCAGAUUGUUCCCAGGCAGAGGAAACAGCGGAAGAUUGCUGUCAGUGCCAUCCAGAGAGAGUACCUGGACAUUUCCUUCAACAUUCUAGACAAACUGGGAGAGCAGAAGGACCCAGAUCCCUCUACUAAAGGACUUUCAACUUUGGAAAUGCCACGAGAAUCUUCGUCUGCUCCGACAUUAGAAGCAGGCAUGCCAGAAACAAGUAGCCACUCCUCAAUAACAACUCAGUGUAGGCAGAUGAAAAGGGGAUCCGUGGGAGCGCUGACAAUGAGCCAGUUAAUGAAGCGGCAGCUGGAGCACCAGUCUAGCGCCCCCCAUAACAUCAGCACCUGGGACACUGAACAGAUACAGCCUGGAAAACACCAAUGCAAUGUGCCAAUGUGCCUAAACCCUGACCUGGAGGGACAGCCGUUGAGAAUGAGAGGUGCCACUAAAUCCAGCCUGUUGUCAGCACCCAGCAUCGUCAGUAUGUUUGUUCCAGCACCCGAAGAAUUUGCAGAUGAGCAACCAACAGUAAUGACAGACAAAUGCCACGACUGUGGGGCCAUCCUUGAAGAAUAUGAUGAGGAAACCCUUGGACUGGCCAUUGUGGUCCUCUCCACGUUCAUUCACCUAAGCCCGGACUUGGCGGCCCCACUGUUACUGGAUAUCAUGCAAUCUGUGGGAAGAUUGGCAUCCAGCACUACUUUUUCUAAUCAAGCAGAAAGCAUGAUGGUUCCUGGCAAUGCAGCAGGGGUGGCCAAGCAGUUCCUGCGCUGCGUCUUCCAUCAGCUGGCCCCCAACGGCAUCUUCCCGCAGCUGUUCCAGAGCGCUAUCAAAGAUGGGACUUUUUUACGGACCUUAGCCACUUCUCUGAUGGACUUCAAUGAACUGAGCUCUAUCGCAGCUCUCAGUCAGCUCUUGGAGGGUCUAAAUAACAAAAAGAAUUUACCAGCAGGGGGUGCUAUGAUACGCUGUUUGGAAAACAUUGCCACCUUCAUGGAAGCUUUGCCCAUGGAUUCUCCUAGUAGCCUCUGGACCACAAUUAGCAACCAGUUUCAGACGUUUUUUGCCAAGCUGCCUUGUGUUUUGCCUCUGAAGUGUUCUUUAGAUUCCAGUUUGAGAAUUAUGAUUUGCCUCUUGAAGAUACCCUCCACCAGUGCCACAAGGAGUUUGUUGGAGCCAUUUUCAAAACUGCUCAGCUUUGUCAUUCAGAAUGCUGCCUUCACUUUGGCCUGCCUGGUGGAGGUGUGUGGGCUAUGUUACCGAGCUUUCACUAAGGAGCGGGAUAAGUUCUACUUGUCUCGCAGUGUUGUUCUAGAACUUCUUCAGGCCCUGAAGCUCAAAUCUCCUUUACCAGAUACAAACCUCCUUCUGCUUGUCCAGUUUAUUUGUGCCGAUGCUGGAACCAAACUAGCAGAGUCAACAAUCCUGAGCAAGCAGAUGAUCGCCUCUGUACCUGGAUGCGGGACGGCGGCGAUGGAGUGCGCACGGCAGUAUGUCGGCGAAGUGCUAGAUUUCAUGGCAGACAUGCACACUCUCACCAAACUGAAGAGCCACAUGAAGACAUGUUCCCAGCCUCUGCAUGAAGAUACCUUUGGUGGACAUCUCAAAGUCGGGCUGGCUCAGAUUGCAGCCAUGGAAAUCUCACGGGGCAACCACAGAGAUAACAAGGCUGUGAUUCGCUAUCUGCCUUGGCUCUAUCAUCCCCCUUCUGCAAUGCAACAAGGGCCGAAAGAGUUCAUUGAGUGUGUCUCCCACAUCCGACUGCUGUCCUGGCUGCUUCUGGGCUCCCUCACUCAUAACGCAGUGUGUCCAAAUGCCUCCUCUCCAUGCCUGCCCAUACCUCUGGAUGCAGGUUCUCAUAUUGCAGACCAUCUUAUUGUUAUUCUGAUUGGAUUUCCAGAGCAAUCAAAGACCUCCGUGCUGCACAUGUGUUCCCUCUUCCACGCAUUCAUCUUUGCUCAGCUCUGGACUGUAUACUGCGAACAGAGUGCCGUAGCUACAAAUGUCCAAAGUCAGAAUGAAUUCAGCUUCACAGCGAUCCUGACAGCGCUUGAGUUUUGGAGUAGGGUGACACCCAGCAUCCUUCAGCUGAUGGCCCAUAACAAGGUGAUGGUAGAAAUGGUGUGUCUCCAUGUGAUUAGUUUAAUGGAGGCAUUGCAAGAAUGCAAUUCAACAAUUUUUGUCAAGCUGAUACCUAUGUGGUUGCCAAUGAUUCAGUCAAAUAUCAAGCACUUACCUGCGGGACUGCAGCUUCGCCUCCAGGCCAUUCAGAACAACGUGAACCACCACAGCCUAAGGACGCUGCCUGGCGCAUCCCAGAGCAGUGCCGGCCUGGCGGCCCUCCGCAAAUGGCUGCAGUGUACCCAGUUCAAAAUGGCCCAGGUGGAGAUCCAGUCCUCAGAAGCAGCCUCUCAAUUUUAUCCUCUAUGAGUGGACUCCUCGGCUCUCAGUGUCAACACUCUGGUUUAGCAAUAAUGGGUUUAAAAACAAAA
This is a messenger RNA of Manis javanica (Malayan pangolin), 8063 nucleotides long. The record is from RefSeq and is a predicted model, not a curated record. Lineage: Eukaryota; Metazoa; Chordata; Mammalia; Pholidota; Manidae.